UGUUUUGUGUGAAUUAAAUUUUAGUUAAGUGUCAUCGUUUGUCAUAUCAGUAACAUGAGUCGUGUAGCUCGAUUACCAUCCAUCAGGAAUCGUACAAAAAGGGGCUUAAAGACCUCUGAAACCAUUACUAGUCAUGAUAAACCUGAUUUGAGUUAUGCUUCUGACACGGAGAACAGAUCCGUCAAUGCUAAUAAAUCGACUCCUGAAAAGAAAAAGCGAGUGUCUCCUGUCCAACGUCCCUCUAGAAAACGCAUCCUACCUUCCGUGUCUGAUGAUUCAGUUGACAAUAAAAAACAAAAAGUUAGUGAAAAUAAUUUAGAAAGACCAACUACCGAGGAACAUGUGGAGCGUGAUGUAACAGAUGAACAUUGUUACGAUAUUUCAAUAACAAAACCAAAAAGAAUAAUUUUAAAUGCUGAAGAGCAAAAGCAGAGACGUGACAAACAAAUGCAGUAUUUGCAACGUUUCGUUAAUAUUUCUAAGUCUUACUCGCAAUAUCUUCAAUCGAAAAUUGCCAAGAGAACACCCAGCACAAGUGCUGAUUCAGAUUCAGAAGAUGAAUUUGCUCCUAAGAAGUGUAAUCCUAACGCUUUGAAAUAUUUUCAAGGGACUUUACGCCCCUAUCAAGUUGAAGGAGUGAUCUGGUUAUCUGUCCUCUAUGAGAAUUCCAUCAAUGGCAUUUUGGGCGAUGACAUGGGCCUUGGUAAAACAAUCCAAGUCAUCGCUUUAUUUGCCUAUUUGUAUGAACGAAAUAUACCUGGACCAUUUCUAAUUGUUGCUCCGCUUUCAACCAUUGGAAAUUGGAUGGCGGAAUUUAAGAGAUUCGCCCCAAAAAUACCAUGCAUCCAUUUUCAGUCAAACUGGAGCAAAGCAGAACAAACAAAAUUCAUAAAGAAACAAUAUCAACUAGAAGGCAAAUGGGUUAAGUCCGUCAUUAUUUGCUCUUAUCAAACCCCCAUUCGGACAAGUUGUCAUUUAAGAGACUACAAAUGGCAAUAUAUUGUCGUUGAUGAAGGCCAACGGCUCAAAAAUGCCAAUUCGAAGCUGUCUCAAGAACUACGCGGUUUUCUUACUACAAAUAAACUUCUCUUAACUGGAACCCCUCUACAAAACGAUAUUGGCGAACUAUGGGCGUUAUUCAGUUUCUUAAUGCCCGAUCUUUUUAUGGAUAUGGAGGACUUCUCAACACUUUUUGAUUUGGAAGAACUGAGGGACACCCGCAAAUUGUUACAAAACGAAGCCGAAACUGAAAUGAUUUCAAAAAUUCACAAAGUUUUAGUUCCCUUCAUGUUACGACGCGAAAAAAAGCUUGUUUUGCAUGAUCUCGUUCCGAAGAGAGAAAUGAUCAUUUACUGCUCUCUAACUCCUCUACAGAAAUAUCUAUAUCGAGCUAUUUUAGACAAAGACUCAUGGGCGUUAUUCAUGCAGAAAAAACCUUUAGAGAAGGAGAAGCUUGUAGAGGCCCCGAAAGGAAAAAGACAAUGUGUUGCAAAAAUCAAAACCUACGCUCAAGAAAAGUUCGAUCUUUCCGAAGUUGAUUAUUUUACAACGAAAGAAGUUACGUCAACAAGUUAUAACACUGCGAGUGUGCUUCACUACAAUACCCAUGUGCCGCUUAAAAUUCCUGAUCGUCCUUACAUGAUUAGAUUAACAAUGGCAAACCCCAUGAUGAUGUUGAAGAAAGCAGUAAACCACCCGUACUUAAUUUGGACUCCUGUUGUCGUUGAAGAGAACAGGAACGAGCUUUAUGUCAGUAAAGACAUGGUGAAGUUAAGUGGCAAGCUUCUAGUUUUGGACGCUAUGUUGCCGAAAUUGAAAGCGGGAGGACACAAGAUUUUAUUAUUCAGUACUUUGACUAUGAUGUUGGAUUUGGUUGAGGAAUUAUUAAUAAUGCGAAACUAUACAUAUAGAAGACUUGAUGGCUCUUUGGAUCUUGACUCCAGAAAUGACAACAUCAAUGACUUUAAGAGUGAUGACGUGUUUGUGUUCUUACUCUCUACUAGAGCAGGCGGUUUAGGAUUAAAUUUAACAUCUGCCGAUACUGUUAUCUUUAUAGAUAAAGAUUGGAAUCCCAUGGUCGAUUCACAAGCACAAGACAGGUGCCACAGGAUUGGACAAACCAAACCUGUUAUGAUCUACAGCUUGGUAACCAAAGGAACAAUUGAUGAAAUUAUUCUAAACCGUGGAGAAGUUAAAAAGAGAUUAGAAAAAAUGGUCAUAAAAGAAGGGCAAUUUAAAGGCAAGCAGUUAGAUGAUGCUGACCUCAAAUCGUUAAAAGAUCUACUAGAUGAAGAAGAAACUACGGUCAAAAUAAAUCCCAACGGUUUUUAUUACACUGAGGAAGAGUUUGAUAAAAUACUAGACCGAAGUGAUUUAAUUAAAGAAAUGAAGGAGAAAUCUCCCAAAAAACAAUAAAAGCCCUGGAAGGUUUAAACAUUUUCAAAAUGUAUGUGUUACCCGUUAAAAUGUUUCUGCGAAUGCAUAUUACUUUUAUUUAUUUAAGUCUGUUUAUUGAAUCGUUCAUAUUUUUUUAAAUAAAGUUCAUAAAAAAAAUAGGACUCAAAUAAC
Messenger RNA from Tribolium madens (black flour beetle), 2568 nucleotides. RefSeq names its product lymphocyte-specific helicase-like. Gene Ontology annotation, cellular component: nucleus. The transcript is spliced from 9 exons. Gene Ontology annotation, molecular function: ATP-dependent chromatin remodeler activity; DNA binding; ATP binding. The coding region runs from base 55 to 2415 and encodes 786 amino acids. The record is from RefSeq and is a predicted model, not a curated record. Lineage: Eukaryota; Metazoa; Arthropoda; Insecta; Coleoptera; Tenebrionidae.